This is a messenger RNA of Leopardus geoffroyi (Geoffroy's cat), 1812 nucleotides long. It is a transcript of the gene ACP5, whose product is annotated as acid phosphatase 5, tartrate resistant. Gene Ontology annotation, biological process: bone resorption. The transcript has 6 exons. The record is from RefSeq and is a predicted model, not a curated record. Gene Ontology annotation, molecular function: acid phosphatase activity; ferric iron binding; ferrous iron binding. The coding region runs from base 540 to 1547 and encodes 335 amino acids. Lineage: Eukaryota; Metazoa; Chordata; Mammalia; Carnivora; Felidae.
CCGACCCAGUGAUCGAGGGCCGUGGGCCCUCCCAGGUGGGGAGGAAGGGGGCGACUCGGCCCGCGCGGCGGGGAGGCAGAGGGAGGAACUUCGGUCUCUGAGCCCCGGCCCCGGCCCCCGGCGGCCCGGGCUGCAGCCCAAUCGGCGGGCCUGGGCCGUCCCCCGGGGUGCUCUAACCCAUUUUACAGACGUGGCUGCCUGCGCCCCGGAGGAGGCGUGGCGGCGCUCGGUGGCCCAGCGGGAUUCCGGGGACGGCGGGCCAGGCCCGGGAGGACACCCGAGCCCAGGAGGCCGAGGCGCCCGCCCUCCCCGCCGGGGAUCACCUGGGCCGGCCCCGGGGCCCGCGGGCCGGGCGGAGAGGGCCGCCGCCUCCUCGAAGCCCGGCAGCCCGCGAGCGCCCCGCACUCCAGCCGUCCGGGCCCCGCGACGCCGCCUGCCCCGCUGCCGGCAGGGAAUAAAGGCUCAGUGACCGCCAGUUCUGCCCAGGAGCUCACCUGCCUCUCUGAGCCCCCGGCUGACUGGCUUGUGCCUCCCCCAGGAUGGACACACAGACUAUACUGCUCAUCUUGCAAGCCUCCCUGGUGCUCCCCCUGGCUGACGGGGCCAACCCAGUCCUGCGCUUUGUGGCUGUGGGUGACUGGGGAGGAGUCCCCAAUGCCCCGUUCUACACAGCCCGGGAAAUGGCCAAUGCCAAGGAGAUUGCCAGGACCGUGCAGAUCCUAGGCACAGACUUCAUCCUGUCCCUGGGGGACAAUUUCUACUUCACUGGCGUGCAGGACGCCAACGACAAGAGGUUUCGGGAGACCUUCGAGGAUGUGUUCUCUGCCUCCUCCCUCCGCAACGUGCCCUGGUACGUGCUGGCUGGCAACCACGACCACCUGGGGAACGUCUCCGCGCAGAUCGCCUACUCCAGGAUCUCUCAGCGCUGGAACUUCCCCAGCCCUUACUACCGUCUACGCUUCAAAGUCCCCCGGUCCAAUGUGUCUGUGGCCAUCUUCAUGCUGGACACAGUGACGCUGUGCGGCAACUCGGACGACUUCCUCAGCCAGCAGCCCGAGAGGCCCCGUGACGUGGCGCUGGCCCGCACGCAGCUGUCCUGGCUCAAGAAGCAGCUGGCGGCGGCCAAGGAGGACUAUGUGCUGGUGGCCGGCCACUACCCCGUGUGGUCCAUCGCCGAGCAUGGGCCCACCCGCUGCCUGGUCAAGCAGCUGAUGCCGCUGCUGGCCACAUACAAGGUCACCGCCUACCUGUGCGGCCAUGACCACAACCUCCAGUACCUCCAGGACGAGAACGGCGUGGGCUACGUGCUGAGCGGGGCCGGAAACUUCAUGGACCCCUCGAGGAAGCAUAUGCGCAAGGUCCCCAACGGCUACCUGCGCUUCCACUAUGGGGCCGAGGACUCGCUGGGGGGCUUUGCCUACGUGGAGAUCAGCCCCAAAGAGAUGAGCGUCACUUACAUCGAAGCCUCGGGCAAGUCCCUCUUCAAGACCAGACUGCCGAGGCGAGCCAGGCCCGAGCACCCACGCGUGCGCCACUCUAGGGCCUGAGGCAGGGGGGCCUCCCUGCCGGCGGGUGGCUGGGCCCCGCUGGGACGCGUGCCUGUGGGCAGGCUUCCUCACGGGCCCGUGGAGCUGCGGCGGAGCAGAGGGAGAACCACAGAUGAGGAGCGGUGGCGCCAGGUGGCCCUUGUGGCAAGGAUGCCCACGUCUGUGAAAGCAACGUGCGCACGUGGACCAGCCGGCGUGCCGUGCCCCGUGGCCGAGCUUGUCCAACCUGAGCUCCAGGCAGUGGGGGGGGGGGGGGGGGCAGGGA